AUGCCACCUACACUAGGCCAGCUAAAUGCACAACAAUGCCGGACCUUCGUGCCAACACUUCAUACAACGCCUUACCCAGCCAUUGACCCUUCACUUGUCAACCUUCCAUCGCCUUAUGUGGUCUGCAUUCUUGGAGGCCACGGAGCAGCAGGUGGUGGUCUAGCCCGAGCAUAUGCACGAGCUGGAGCAUCUGGCAUAAUAUUAGCCGCGCGGACUGUUUCAGCUCUCGAGGAGACAGCCAGCGAGGUGCGCUCAAUCAACCCACAAACAAAAGUUGUCAUCGUGCAAUGUAAUAUUGCUUCAGAUGAUGAUGUCAAGUCUCUUGUUGGUACAGCGAAUUCAGAGUUCGAGGGACGUCUCGAUGCCGUGGUCGCGAAUGCGGGAUAUUCUGGCCCGUUAAUCGCAGAUGUUGUUCGGGAAAAACCAAGUGAUAUCCAAAAUGCGUUCGAUGUGAAUACCGUUGGACCAUUUCUCGUGGCGCAUUAUCUGCUGCCUUUAUUAUUGGCGACGGACUCAGGAGCUAAUUCAUUUAUUACUAUCAAUUCGAUGGGUGCUCCGACUGUUGCUGGCCCAAGUGGCCAUGCCUCUUACUGUGUGAGCAAGGCGGCUCAGGCUAGGUUGAUCGAGAUGAUCAAUGAGCAGUAUAGUGGGCAGGGACUAUUUUCUGCUACUGUUCACCCUGGUGGUAUGAGAAGUGGAUUCGUGAAGGAUUUACCUGAGGAGAUAUUGAAGUUGCUGAACGAUAGCCCGGAUCUUGUUGGGGCCUUUUGUGUUUGGCUAUCCAAACCUGAUGCCCCUCAAAUCCGACGAGAUAUAUUAAAGGGUCGCUUUUUGUCUUGCAAAUGGGAUGUUUCAGAAUUGGAAUCUCGUUUUGAUGAGAUAAAAGAGAAGGAUCUUCUCAAGUUUCGAAUCGCCGUAGAGUGA
Molecule: messenger RNA, 924 nt
Organism: Penicillium angulare
Lineage: Eukaryota; Fungi; Ascomycota; Eurotiomycetes; Eurotiales; Aspergillaceae
Product: SDR family NAD(P)-dependent oxidoreductase
Exons: 2
Coding region: 1-924 (307 amino acids)
Source: RefSeq, a predicted model, not a curated record